AUGGAUCCUGAGGAGACCGCCUCGGAUCUAUCUGGGGAUGAGGGGGAAGCCCCGACGUUGAAGGCAACCGACAAACAUAGAACCCGGAAUGCCAUGUUUAGCGCACUCCUUGAACAGCAUGUUGUUCAUGGCCCAAGCGACGGCUCUAGUAGGGCACAAAUCGUUCUCCCAGAUGCCGAACUCUCUACGGCCCGUUUAAUUGCAAACACCGAGUUGGGUGGUGGAACUUUGGACCCUCGCGAAUACCAAGUCGAGCUCUAUGAGAGGGCAAAAGCCCAGAACACAAUCGCGGUUCUCGAUACAGGCUCUGGGAAGACUUUAGUGGCUGUGCUCUUGAUUAAGCAUAUUAUCCAACUCGAGCUGAACGACCGCUCGAAUGGAAUGCGGCAUCGCGUAUCGUUCUUCUUGGUGGAUAGUGUUACCUUGGUUUUCCAACAGGCGGCAGUACUGAGAUGCAAUCUCAAUCAAAAGGUCGCUCAUUUUUACGGUGACCUAGGACCCGACCUGUGGGAUCAACAAAUAUGGGGCAAAUACCUUGAGCAGUACAUGGUGAUAGUAUGCACGGCAGAAAUUCUGAGCCAGGCCCUAUUGAACGGGCAUGUGAGAAUUGACCAGAUCAACCUCCUUAUCUUCGACGAAGCACAUCACGCCAAAAAAGAGCAUCCGUAUGCCCGUAUUAUUCGAGACUCAUACUUGAAGACGGAGCUUGAGAAACGUCCCAAAAUCUUUGGGAUGACUGCUUCACCAGUCGAUGCGAAGUGUGACAUAGCACGAGCAGCAACACAACUCGAGAUUCUAUUAGAUAGUCGCAUUGCAACAACAACAGAUCUCGCCCUCCUACGCCAUUUUGUGAACCGACCAAUCGAGGAAGAAUGGGUCUACGAGAAGCUUCCCCCGCCAUUUGAAACGGAUCUACAUGUCACUUUGAAGACUAAGUAUGGAGAUAUCCCUAUCCUUGAAAGCGCGUUUCGAUUUGCAUCAGUUGCAAGCUCAGAGUUAGGCGCCUGGUGCGCCGAUCAUGUAUGGGCGCUGGCGCUGGCGGACGAAGUACUCCCCAAGCUCGAGGGUAGCAUCAACAAAAACACCGAUUCCGAUCCUUUGGACUCUGAAAAGGCUACAGAGGAAAUCAAGCGAAUUCAAGAAGCCAACCAGCUCGUCAAGGAUUACAUUGAAAGACAGGCAUUCACACCGAAUGAUCUCAGCUCGAAAGUCGAACUUUUGAUUUCAAAGCUAAGAGAACAGUUCACAAAAUCGCCUGAUACCAAAUGCAUCGUAUUCACGGAACGGCGUAACACAGCCAAAGUAUUGUUACAGCUGUGUGAACGGCUGAACAUUCCGAAUCUCCGCCCUGAAGCCUUGGUCGGUGUGCGCAAAGGAGAUGCCCUAGGAAUGAAUUCCACGUUUCGUCGACAGUUUCUUGUUUUGGUCAAGUUUCGAAAAAGCGAGGUGAACUGCUUGUUUGCUACAUCAGUUGCAGAGGAAGGCCUUGACAUCCCGGACUGUAACCUGGUGAUCAGAUUCAAUCUUUAUGAUACAGUCAUUCAAUAUGUCCAAAGCCGCGGCCGUGCUCGCCGAAUUGAUUCAGUGUACGCGACCAUGAUCGAAAGCGGCAAUCGCAGUCACAGCAUGAGGUUACAAGAGGUGCGAAAAGCAGAGCAUCAAAUGAAAGCCUUUUGCUCUCAGCUGCCCGAUGAUCGAAAAUUGUUCGGAAGCGAGGACAAUCAGGGAGCACUUCUUCGCGAAGAAGUUAGGAAGAGAUCCUAUACUGUCGCAUCCACUGGAGCGAAACUAACAUACCGCCAUGCGAUUGGUGUUCUGGCACGAUUUGCCAGUUCAUUGCAAUACGAGAACGAGGUUUCAGCCAAGGUUUCCUACAUCGUCACGUCGGAGAAGGAAUCAUUCCGCUGUGAGAUAAUUUUGCCAGAGAAGUCGCCUGCUCGAGGAGUAAUUGGGCAUACAGAGUCAACAAAGUCUCUUGCGAAGCAAUCUGCUGCUUUUGACACAUGUCUGUUGCUUCGAAAACACCAUCUGCUGGAUGAUCAUUUCAACUCAAUAUACCACAAGCGCCUGCCAGCGAUGCGCAAUGCCAAAUUGGCCAUUACUUCAAAAAGGACUGACCAGUACAAAAUGCGUACCAAGCCCUCAAUCUGGGCCAGAGAACAAGGCACCAUUCCGUCACGCCUUUACGCGAAAAUUAUCCGUCUCAGCCCAUCGGCGCCUCUGACUCGAGUCCAUGGAAGCAUCAUCCUGUUAACACGAGAGCGAAUCCCACAAAUCCCAGCAUUCCCAGUUUUCCUGGAAGAAGAUAUCGAGACUAUCGUCCAGUGUACUUGUAUUAAUGGGUUCCUUGAGAUAUCUUCCCCACAACUUGAACUUGUGGCUGGUUUUACACUUGCUAUUCUUCAUGAUGUAUUCCAUAAGACCUACAAGCCUGUCCCGGAACAAUUUCCGUACUGGCUUGUGCCUGCUCGAGAGGAUGUUGACAUUCAAAUUUCCAGUGUCUCUGAAAUAAUUGAUUGGGAAACUCUACAUUAUGUCAAAAACAACCCUAAGCUCAUGUGGUCCCCGGAUACAGACCCUGAAUGGUUGCUGACACGAUUCAUCUACGACGAUUGGAAUGGAAAGUAUCGAUAUUUCCCGCUUGCUAUUGAUCCGAAUUUACGACCUUCGGAUCCACCCCCAUCCUACGUGCCAUCCCGAAGGUGGUCCAGUGACAUUUUGAAUUGGUCAUUGAGCUUGAGCAAAAACUCACGCCCAAAGUUUUUUGACCGGUGCAUCUGGGAUCAACCUGUCUUACAGGCAGAAUUGAUAUGUCUUCGGCGGAACUUCCUUGACAGAGCUGCCGAUGAAGACAAGGCUUCCAACUCAAGAUGCGUCAUUUGCCCUCAGCCGUUGGUUGUAUCGCCGAUUCCCCUGUCAGUAGCCGUGACUUGUUUUGUCUUCCCUGCAAUUAUCACUCGAAUGGAGUCCUACUUGAUUGCUCAGGAGGGGUGCACAAUGUUGGGACUUGAUGAUAUUAAGCUGGAGUAUGCACUGGAGGCGUUUACCAAAGAUUCCGACAACACAGAAGAGCAUCGGAGUCAACAGAUUCACGUUCAACGAGGAAUGGGUAAGAAUUAUGAACGCCUUGAGCUGCUAGGGGACUCUGUUCUCAAAAUGGCCACCUCAAUCUCGCUCUUUGCUCAGAAUCCUGAAGAUGAUGAGUACGACUACCACGUCAACAGAAUGUGUCUCAUCUGCAACAAGAACUUAUUUAAAAACGCGACUGAAGUGAAAUUAUAUGAGUACAUACGCAGUCGCGGGUUCUCUCGGCAUUUGUGGUAUCCACCGGGCCUUUCCCUGGAGUAUGGCCGGGAUCAUGCCAAGUUCUUUGCCAGCGAAGGAAGACAUGCCUUGGCCGAGAAGACCAUAGCAGAUGUCUGUGAGGCAUUGAUAGGAGCCUCGCUGCUCUCGGGAGGCAUAGACAAUCGUUUUGAUAGGGCCAUAAAGGCUGUGACCAUCUUUGUUAACAGUCCGAGCCACACGGCAACCUCAUGGAAGGACUACAUUUCUGCAUACUCCAUCCCAUCGUACCAGUCCAGGGCGUCCGAUGGAUUCGAAAAGAACCUGGCCGAGCUGAUCUUCAAGAGAUUAGGUUACAAAUUCAGAUACCCCCGUCUGUUGCGAUCAGCCUUUACGCACCCUUCUUAUCCACUCGCCUGGGCCAAGGUUCCGUGUUAUCAGCGGCUUGAAUUCUUGGGUGAUGCGCUCCUGGAUAUGGUGUGUGUGGAACAUCUGUUUCAUCGCUUCCCUGAUCGAGAUCCACAGUGGUUGACUGAACACAAGAUGGCUAUGGUAUCCAACAAGUUCCUCGGUGCUUUGGCUGUCAAACUGGAGCUUCAUGGUCAUCUCCAGCAUUUCAGUAAUCCAAUCAUGAUUCAAAACAACAAAUACAUAAAUGAGAUACAGCUUGCUGAGAGUGAAAGUAAAGGAGAGGUGGACUAUUGGCUGUCGACAUCCGAUUCUCCAAAGUGCCUUCCAGACAUGCUCGAAGCCUAUCUUGGGGCCAUAUUUGUUGAUUCAGGCUUCGAUUUCACAGUGAUUGAGGCGUUCUUUGAAAAACAUAUCCUGCCUUUCUUUCGGGAUAUGUCCAUCUAUGACACGUUUGCAAACAGACAUCCAACGACAUUCCUCCAUGCCCAGAUGGAUCAGAAAUAUCGGUGCAGCGAUUACUGCUUGAAGUCUGGAGAAGUUCCUACUGUGGAUGGAGAAGUUCCUACGGUGUUUGCGGCGGUUAUGGUGCACAAUCAAUCCAUCGCCCACGCAGUUGCAUCUUCAAGCCGGUAUGCGAAGGUAAGGGCUAGCACCAGGGCAUUGGCUGUGAUAGAUGGAAUGUCAUUGUCUGAGUUCCGGGAGAAAUAUCACUGCGAUUGUCAAGAUGGACAGGCUGACGAGGAUGGCGCGAAUAUCGGAACCGCAGUUUGA
This is a messenger RNA of Penicillium paradoxum, 4464 nucleotides long. RefSeq lists its product as uncharacterized. Gene Ontology annotation, biological process: siRNA processing. Bases 1 to 4464 code for a protein of 1487 amino acids. The transcript has 14 exons. Gene Ontology annotation, molecular function: DNA binding; ribonuclease III activity; ATP binding. The record is from RefSeq and is a predicted model, not a curated record. NCBI's taxonomy places the organism in Eukaryota, Fungi, Ascomycota, Eurotiomycetes, Eurotiales, Aspergillaceae. Gene Ontology annotation, cellular component: RISC complex; nucleus; cytoplasm.